Chiloscyllium plagiosum (whitespotted bambooshark) is the source of this 1213-nucleotide messenger RNA. The record is from RefSeq and is a predicted model, not a curated record. Lineage: Eukaryota; Metazoa; Chordata; Chondrichthyes; Orectolobiformes; Hemiscylliidae.
UCCCUUGUGGUUGGAGGGUUCCUAGGUGGAAGAUGAGGCGCUCUAAGGGAGGCACGAGCGGAGUCUUGGCCCCGCCUGCAGUCAGUGCCCGCCUACCCGGAGGGGAGCCCGUGGCUGUCAAUCAUUACGGUUGCGGAGGAACGGCCCCGUGUCUCGAGUCGACGUCACUGAGGCUACACGCUUGUGUUCGAAGGUGGAGCGGGGUCAGAGAGAUUGCUACUGUCACACAAUCGGAUACAUUGAGCGAGAUUGAUACAGUGACACAAAACGGAUACACCGGGACAGAUUCAUACAUUGACUGACUCACUGAUUCGCGCCGAACCUGGGGGCCAUGGAGCGGCGUUGGCACCAGGACCAAGGCCAGGACACUGCCAGCAGCGAGAAUGGCCAUGCCAGCAGUCUGAGGAACGGCAGGAACCCGCAGCAGAUUCCAGUGGAUGAGGAAGAAAGUGCCAUUGAUGACUGCAAAAAAAUGGGGACACUCUUUGGGGAAAUCAACAAAUGCCUGCUCAGUAUUGGCUUUUCACGGAUGCAUUUUGGGUCCCGUGUUGUUGAGCCAGUUGUAAUGAUUUUCUUUUGGGUCAUGCUGGGUUUCCUUGGUUUACAAGCUUUAACAUUGGUGGGAGCUCUCUGCCUUAUUAUUAUUUUCAUCCAGGAAUAAAAAGUGUAAAAAAAAGUCUAUGAAAUUCUUUUUUCUACUUUGUGAAUGUUAUGUAAUUAUGUUAAAAAUUUGUAUUAAUAUUGUAUAUAUUUAUAAAUAUAUACAUAUAAAAUGCACAAGAAAAUAUACAACUUUUUAAGUAUUGCAAUAUAUAAUCUUUUUAAGCAUUUUUAAUCUCCUUUGCAAAAAUUGUACUGUAUAUAUGCAAUAUUUACAAGGCUUUGGCUGAAAUAUAGUAUUUUUAUUGAAUAUUUUCAUCUUUGGGGCAAAAUACUAAUGUCUCAAAGAUCUUUCGUUCAGAAAAGCUCAGGGCAUGAAGUAUGAGAAAUAUUUGUUGUGUUCUUUGAGGUUCUUGUUAAUUAUUGUAAAGUUAUUUUUACUCCAUGUUUGAAGGAAAAUGUUUGCACAAGUAUCAGAUUUAUCUUUUCAUUUCCAAAAAUAGGUGAAGUGAAAUAUUGUUUGAAAUGUAUUUUUCUCCUCAUGCAAGUUUUGAUUUUAUCAAUACUCCAAAAUCUGCUUUGCCAAAAUAAAACAUUUUGUAAAUGAGAAAAG